CUAAAUUUGCAAAUGGUUAAAGAACGAGCUAAUCUCUCUCUCUCUCUCUCUCUCUCUCUCUCUCUCUCUCUCUCUCUCUCUCUCUCAGUGUUACGUGAUGAUUUCAGACAGAACCCUACAGAUGUGGUGGUGGCUGCUGGAGAACCGGCCAUCUUGGAGUGCGUUCCUCCUCGUGGACACCCGGAGCCUACCAUCUACUGGAAGAAAGACAAAGUACGAAUCGAUGAGAAGGAUGACAGGAUCAAGAUCCGUGGAGGGAAGCUGAUGAUCUCCAACACGAGGAAGAGUGAUGCUGGCAUGUACAUCUGUGUGGGCACUAAUAUGGUCGGUGAGAGAGACAGUGAGACAGCCCAGGUCACUGUGUUUGAGAGACCUACCUUCCUACGCCGGCCCAUUAACCAGGUGGUUCUGGAGGAGGAGGCGGUGGAGUUUCGCUGUCAGGUGCAGGGAGACCCGCAGCCUACCGUUCGCUGGAAAAAAGACGAAAUUGACAUCCCCCGUGGGAGGUAUGAUAUUAAAUAUGAUAAAGAUGACUAUGUGCUGAGGAUAAAGAAGGCAGCAGCGAGCGAUGAAGGAACCUUCACCUGUGUAGCUGAGAACAGAGUUGGCAAAACGGAGGCGUCUGCCAGCCUCACGGUCAGAGCUCGCCCUGUCGCCGCACCGCAGUUCGUGAUCAGGCCGCGGGAUCAGAUUGUGGCGCAGGGACGGACCGCCAGUUUCCCCUGUGAGACCAAAGGUAACCCACAGCCAGCGGUCUUCUGGCAGAAAGAAGGAAGUCAGAACCUCCUGUUUCCAAAUCAACCGCAGCAGCCCAACAGUCGGUUCUCAGUGUCGCCCAGUGGAGAUCUGACCAUCACAGCGGUCCAGCGGGCAGACGCGGGGUACUAUAUCUGCCAGGCCCUGACGGUGGCAGGCAGCAUCCUGGCCAAAGCACAGCUUGAGGUCACAGACGUGUUGAGCGAUCGUCCUCCCCCCAUCAUCCGGCAGGGUCCAGCUAACCAGACUCUGGGUGUAGACAGUGUGGCUCUUCUGAGGUGCCAUGCGUCUGGAGAACCGGUCCCAACCAUCAGCUGGCUGAAGGAUGGGGUCAGUCUGCUGGGCAAAGACCCUCGCAUGUCCCUGCAGGACCUCGGCAGCCUGCAGAUCAAGGGUUUGCGGCUCUCUGAUUCUGGUAUCUACACUUGUGUGGCAGCAAGUUCUAGUGGGGAAACAUCUUGGAGUGCUUUCUUGGAAGUCAAAGAGUCUGGAAGUCUUGUUAUAGUUAAAGACCGGGAUGAGAACGAGCUCCCAGGUCCUCCUUCCAAACCUCAGGUCACAGACGUCACCAAAAACAGUGUGUCAUUGUCCUGGCAGCCUGGCCUUCCUGGAGCGUCACCCAUCUCGUCAUAUGUUAUUGAGGCUUUCAGCCAAUCGGUGAGCAACAGCUGGCAGACUGUGGCCGAUCAUGUCAAGACCACGCAGUACACUAUCAAGGGUCUUCGCCCCAACACCAUCUACUUGUUCAUGGUGCGAGCAGUCAACAUCCAAGGCCUGAGUGACCCAAGCCCCAUGUCCGAACCCGUCCGCACUCAAGAUGUAAGUCCUCCAGCUCAGGGAGUGGAUCACAGACACGUGCAGAAGGAGUUGGGUGAGGUUAUUGUGCGGCUACACAACCCUGUGGUCCUCAGCCCCACCACCAUACAGGUCACAUGGACGGUUGACCGCCAGUCUCAGUUCAUCCAGGGCUACAGGGUUUUGUACAGGCAGAUGUCAGGGCUGUCCUCCCCUGGAGCCUGGCAGAGCCAGGAUGUGAAGGUCCCCUCUGAGAGGAGCAUGGUGCUCUCGGCUCUGAAGAAAGGCAUCGUCUACGAGAUCAAAGUCCGUCCGUACUUCAACGAGUUCCAGGGCAUGGACAGCGAGUCCCGAACGGCAAGAACAACAGAGGAAGCACCCAGUGCUCCUCCUCAGCAAGUGACGGUCCUCACAGUGGGUAGUCAGAACAGCACAUCCAUCAGUAUCUCAUGGGACCCUCCUCCUGCAGAACAUCAGAACGGCAUCAUCCAGGAAUAUAAGAUCUGGUGUUUAGGGAACGAGACCCGUUUCCAUGUAAAUAAGACAGUGGAUGCAGCCAUCCGUUCAGUGGUGGUGGGGGGUCUCCAGGCGGGGGUCCAGUACCGGGUGGAGGUGGCCGCCAGCACCAGCGCAGGGGUGGGGGUGAAGAGUGAACCACAAACCAUCAUUAUUGGUAAAGACUUCCGGGAUGUGAUCAUGAGCAGAAACAACAGCAUCUCGGAGCAGAUCACGGAUGUGGUGAAGCAGCCGGCCUUCAUCGCGGGCAUCGGAGGGGCCUGCUGGGUCAUUCUGAUGGGCUUCAGCAUCUGGCUCUACUGGAGGAGAAAGAAAAGAAAGGGUCUCAGCAAUUACGCAGUGACGUUCCAGCGUGUUGAUGGAGGCUUGAUGAGCAACGGGAGUCGUCCUGGUCUGCUGAAUGCCAGUGAUUCGGGCUACCCAUGGCUCGCCGACUCCUGGCCGGCCACCAGUGUUAACGGUGGUUCUGGAGGACCCAAUGACCUCAGCAACUUCGGCCGUGGAGACGUGAUGCCCAGUGCCCAGGCGGAUAAGACGGGCACCAUGCUUUCAGAUGGAGCCAUUUACAGCAGCAUUGACUUCACAACCAAAGGUGGGUUUGGCAGUCCAAGCCCCGCCUCCCAGGCCACGCCCUACGCCACCACCCAGAUCCUCCACUCCAACAGCAUUCACGAGCUGGCCGUCGAUCUGCCCGAGGCCCAGUGGAAGACCGCCCUACAGGCCAAGCAGGAGAUGGCCAGCCUGGGCUACUCACUGCCAGACAAGAACUCCUGCAACAACAGUGGGAAAGGCGGAAAGAAGAAGAAGACCAAAGCAAACGCCAAGCCCACCAAGAUGAAUGGCUCCAACUGGGCUAAUGUUCCACUCCCUCCCCCUCCUGUCCACCCUCUUCCAGGCACAGAGAUGGACCACUAUGCCUCAGAGCACCAAGAUGGAGUAGGAUAUGAUAGUGAUGGUUGGGGCCCACCCUUGCCAGUGCAGACGUACCUCCAUCAGGGUUUAGAAGAUGAGCUAGAGGAAGAGGAUGAACGGGUGCCCACGCCUCCCAUAAGGGGCGUGGCCUCCUCCCCUGCAGCAGUUUCCUUUGGCAAACAGUCCACAGCCACACUGAGCCCUUCCCCACGUGAAGAAAUACAGCCCAUGCUCCAAGCCCACUUAGAUGAGCUAACCCGCGCUUACCAGUUGGACAUGGCUAAACAGAACUGGCACAUACAGGGUGGGCCUUAUCCACCCCAGGCCCCCACGCCACCCGUGGGUUAUGUCUCCAGCACCCUAGUGUCCGAUAUUGAGACAGACCUCCCUGAUGAAGAUGAUGAGGAGGAUGAAGGAUAUGAGAUGUCACCACAAGUUAGGGGCAUCGAACACACACCAGGCUCCAGCAUGGACAACUUAGACAGUUCUGUUACAGGCUCUAUGGUGAACGGUUGGGGCUCGGCUUCAGAAGAUGAUGACAGAAACUUCUCCAGCAGAAGAUCUAGUGCCGGCAGCUCCUCUGACGGCUCACUCUUCACCCAUUGCAACUUUGCACAAGCCCUGGUGGCGGCCGCAGACAAGGCUGGUUACCGUCUGGACGGCACAAGUUUGAGUAAGAGAGAUAAAGGUCUACCUCAUAGACCCCGUCCCGCUAGCCCAUUCUCCACAGAUGGAAGCACGGUGGGCACACAUAGCCUUGGUCACCAGCGGGCAGCAAGGCCCACCCGCAAACACAAAGGCCCUGGCACUGCCCCGCACCGCCGUGAUGCCAGCGCUGAUGAUCUGCCUCCACCACCAGCGCCUCCACCCUGCCAGACAACUCGUGUCCAGGGGGCGUGGAACUUGCCCCACCCCUCUGACCGAAAGGCUUCCUCCUUGGAGAGGCAACCCAUGAUGGGCCUAGAGGAGAUGAAGAUUUCCUUGGACUGGCAGGCCCGAACCUCACUGGAGCGCAACCAACAGGCCCAUGAUAGACUGGGAUCUAUAGAUAGAGGAGAAGAGAGCAAAAGAGGACAGAAAAUUUGUCCUGUUUCAGAAGAGGCCAUAUUUCCAUACAACAAACCAUCAUUCCCAUCUCCUGGGGGCAACAGCUCAUCUGGGACGGCCUCUUCUAAAGGGUCAACGGGUCCUCGUAAAGGUGAAGGGACGAGGGGACAGCACCAGCGUUCCACCACGGAGCAGGGUGAAAGCAGCUACAUGGGGACCAACGCGCAGUACUCUGGAGAGUUAUAGUGAGCCUUUUUGAUGGAAACUGAAGGAUGCCUUUAUCUGUUCUGGAAAUGCUUCACCUGCUCGGUGCAAUGGACUCAUGAAGCAUCGGAAGGAAGGAGGAAAAAAAUAUGAAAAGGACAAACUGUAAAUGUGAUGUAAAGAUGGACAUGCAACCCACAAGAUCCGCAACAUCCCUCACCUUCCUCAAACUAUUCAUUCACAGAAAAAAGAAAAAUGUAGAGGACAAAAAAAAA
This is a messenger RNA of Carassius auratus (goldfish), 4505 nucleotides long. Its product is annotated as roundabout homolog 2-like. The record is from RefSeq and is a predicted model, not a curated record. Lineage: Eukaryota; Metazoa; Chordata; Actinopteri; Cypriniformes; Cyprinidae. The transcript has 27 exons. Gene Ontology annotation, molecular function: protein binding. Bases 13 to 4272 code for a protein of 1419 amino acids.